This is a messenger RNA of Effrenium voratum, 1152 nucleotides long. Lineage: Eukaryota; Dinophyceae; Suessiales; Symbiodiniaceae. The record is from the annotation of a GenBank genome assembly.
AUGGGGCCCAUAGGAGCACCUGCUCCUGGCCUGACUAAUGUGGUGAUCCUGUCUAGAAUUCCUGAGGGUGCAACUGAGCAGCAGAUCUCUGCCGCAGCUGGAAGACCAGACGAGCUUCUCCAGGUCAGCUUCAGACCUGCAGACCCAGAAGGUCCCGGUUGGGCAAUAGUGGCAUUCGCAACACCAGAGAUUGCGAAGGUUGCUCGUGAUCGGCUAGAUGGCAAGCCUUUGCUUGGUGCCAAUGUGGAUGCAGCCUUGGGAGAAGGAUUGUUUGGCAAAGUCAGAAGCACAAAUGAUCAGGACAGCCCUUGGAAGGAAGCUCGCACAAAGGAGGGCCAGGUAUACUACUACCACGCCGUUACACGGCAGACGACAUGGGUGAAACCACCUCCCGAGUUUCCUUCAGCCGCGCAGAUGAUGGUAGGUAGAAGCCUUCCCAGCCGAACAGCCAAUCCCGGGGCGCAGGCACAGGCUGCAAUUCGUCAAGCUCAAGACGCCAUUGCAGCAGCACACGGCAGCGACCCAACUGGCUCCACCACAUCUGGUCCGGUGGGUGCGAAUCUUUUCGUCUACCACAUUCCGAACAGCUGGGAUGACCACAUUCUUCGGCAGCACUUUGAGCACUUCGGAAAGAUUUUAAGCUGCAGGGUGCAGAAAGAUGAUAGCGGACGACCUCGCGGCUUUGGUUUUGUGUCCUUCGACGCUCCGGCUUCUGCACAGGCGGCUAUAGCUGGAAUGCACGGAUUUCCGGUCGAGGGCAAAUGGCUGAAGGUGCAGUUGAAGAAAGGAGACGAGCAGCAAAUGGAGCAGGCCAAAGAACAGGUGGGUGGCAUGCCAGGGAUGACAGUGAAUCAGGCAGCGCCGCCACCGCCCGCUCCGCCCCCGCCAGCUCCCCCUCCUCCUCGAGACAUGGGCAAGUCGCAAGGUGGCGACAAGGGAAAGAAGGGCUUCGGCAAAGGUGAUGUUGGUAAGCCCUUCGGAGAUGGCAAAGGAUUUGGAGGAUUUGGAGACGGCAAAGGAUUUGACGCAAGUGGCAAGGGCUUCGAUGGGAAGGGCAAGGGCUUUGAUGGCAAGGGCUUGGACAGCUUUGACCCCAAGGGAUUUGGCAAGGGCAACUUCAUGGGCAACUUUCCCCGUCCAGGCCCUUACUGA